This is a messenger RNA of Ostrinia furnacalis (Asian corn borer), 994 nucleotides long. RefSeq names its product protein FAM49A. Gene Ontology annotation, molecular function: small GTPase binding. Lineage: Eukaryota; Metazoa; Arthropoda; Insecta; Lepidoptera; Crambidae. Gene Ontology annotation, biological process: regulation of actin filament polymerization. Bases 250 to 978 code for a protein of 242 amino acids. The record is from RefSeq and is a predicted model, not a curated record. The transcript has 3 exons.
UCGAGUCGUCGCCGUGGAGAAGAUAGGGCGAGUUGUUACUUGGUUUAUUGCUUUAUUUGGGCGUAUAAUAAUUUUAAACAUAUUUUUACAUCUUUCAGCGAAGAAUUUAUCAUUAAUAUUGUUCUAAAUAAUUUAACAAAUUGUGUUGUUACCAGUGCAAAGUGGUUUUCAUUCAUAGAACUUAUUUGUAGGCAAUGCAGUGGGUACCACCGUCGAAGUUUUAAUAAAUUGUGAUAUUAAUUCGUUACAAUGGGAAAAUUGUUGAGUCUUUUGUCCCGUGACGACUCCAACUGUUGUUCGUCGCCGCGCUACGAUAUUUUUCUGGAUUUCGAGAACGCCGCUCCUACGGAUACAGAGCGCGAUGUUUACGAGGAGGUACAGCGGGUUCUGCUGGACUCUGAGCGGAUAUUAGAAGAGAUACAGUGUUACAAAGGAGCUGGGAAAGAGAUACGGGAAGCUAUAGCAGACCCUUCGCGAAUAUCGCAGGAACGAGCGUGGCGCGCCGUGAAACCACUGGUGGAUAAGCUGCUUAGAUGCUACAACCACUCGCUGGAACUACAACGUGUGGUGCCACGGUUGCUCGGAUCGCUCGUAGGAGGGGCGAUGAGUCCGACUCAACACUUGGAGCAGCAGCAGGCGCUCGUCAAGCAGUUCGCUGAGAUCCUGGAGUUCGUGCUCAAGUUUGACGAACACAAAAUGAAGACGCCAGCCAUCCAGAACGACUUCAGCUACUACAGACGAAGCGUGUCCCGCGGGGGACUGAUCAACGCCGACCUCCCACCAGGAGACGAGCCUCACAUAAGCGCUGACGUAGCCAACAGAAUGUCGCUCUUCUACGCACAAGCCACGCCGAUGCUGAAGGUGCUUUCAGAAGCCACGAGCCAGUUCGUCAAUGAUAAUCAGCAAGACCUGGAGAAUACUACGGAAACGCUGAGCACGAUGGCCAAAGUCUGCUUGAGGAUGCUGGAGAACCCGUAAGUUUCUUAAUUAUUUU